Molecule: messenger RNA, 1806 nt
Organism: Trichoderma harzianum CBS 226.95
Lineage: Eukaryota; Fungi; Ascomycota; Sordariomycetes; Hypocreales; Hypocreaceae
Exons: 4
Coding region: 1-1806 (601 amino acids)
Biological process (GO): pyruvate metabolic process; malate metabolic process
Cellular component (GO): mitochondrion
Molecular function (GO): NAD binding; malate dehydrogenase (decarboxylating) (NAD+) activity
Source: RefSeq, a predicted model, not a curated record
AUGAAGUUGGCGUCCCUGGACCAGCACCGGGGCUACGCCCAAGAUCACUAUACCGAGGUUAAGCAGGACCACGACACCGAGUACCUCAAGGAGUCCGAGGCUUCCGCCUAUCAGGUCCUUCGUGAGCCAUUGUGGAACAAAGGCCUUUCAUUUACUCCCGAACAACGUGUUGCCAAGAAUCUCACUGGCCUCCUACCCCACGCCAUGGAGAGCCUCGAAACCCAGUGCGCCAGGGCCAUGAAGAUGAUCCAUAGCCGCCAGACGGGCAUUGACAAGUACCUCUACCUGUCCAGUGUCAAGACACAAAAUGUCGAUCUCUUCUACCGCCUGCUCAUGGACAACAUCCGCGACUUGAUGCCCCUCGUCUACACCCCCACCAUUGGCGACGUCUGCCUGCAAUACUCUACCCUAUACACCCGACCCGAAGCAUUAUACAUUUCGAUCAAGCAGCGAAAGUCUAUCCGAACCAUGCUUCGCAACUGGCCCUGCCCCAACCCUGAGAUCUGCGUCGUCACUGACGGCUCUCGAAUCCUGGGUCUGGGUGAUCUUGGCAUUAACGGUGUUGGUAUUUCGAUCGGCAAAUUGGCUUUGUAUACUGCGGCCGCCGGUAUUCACCCCGCCAAGACCCUGCCCAUCGUCUUGGAUACCGGAACCAACAACGAGACCAAUCUCAAGGACCCUUUCUACUUGGGCUUGCGCCAAAAGAGAGUUUCCUAUGCGGAACAGCAGGCAUUCAUGGAUGAGUUCAUGGAGGCCGUGAAGGAGGUGUAUCCCAACAUGGUCAUCCAGUUCGAGGAUUUUGACAGCGAAAAGGCCUUCAACUAUCUGGACCGAUAUAGGAAUAACUAUAGGGCCUUCAACGAUGAUGUCCAGGGCACUGGUGCUGUUGUUCUUGCCGGAUAUAUCAACGCCGUCAAUCUGUCAAGCGUUCCGCUGGAGGAGCAGCGUCUCGUCUUCAUGGGUGCUGGUUCGGCCGGUGUAGGUGUUGCAAAGCAACUUGUUGAGUAUUACACUCGAAGAGGCUUGACAGAAGCUGAGGCUCGUGACAAAUUCUUCUUGGUCGAUACCAAGGGUCUGGUCACCAUGGAUCGCGGCGACAAGCUCGCCGAGCAUAAGAAGUACUUUGCUCGUGUCGACAACGCCGGCCAUCAAUUCCGUACCCUGGAAGAGGUCAUUGAGUAUGUCAAGCCCAGUGCGCUCGUUGGUCUUGCCGCCACCUUUGGUAUCUUCACCGAGUCCGUUAUCCGAGCCCUCAAGGCUUCCGUAGAUGCUGGUGGUCUCGGCCGCCGGCCAAUCCUCUUCCCUCUCAGCAACCCUCUGACCAAGGCUGAGUGUACUUUUGAGCAAGCCGUGCAGUGGACCGACGGUUCCGUCGUCUUCGCUUCCGGUUCUCCUUUCUCUUCCUUCACCCUCAAGGUCGGCGGCGAUGCGGGCGACAUCACCUACCACCCCAACCAAGGAAACAAUGUAUACGUCUUCCCUGGCCUGGGUCUUGGUGCCAUCCUAUCCAAGGCAACUCGUGUCACAGAUGAGAUGGUGUAUACAUCUGCUGCGGCGCUUGCUGGAUCUCUCAACGCUGAGGAAGUCCACCAGGGUCUGAUCUAUCCCAAGAUCGACCGAGUUCGUGAUGCCAGCAUCAUCGUCGCCCGUGAGGUCAUGAAGGCGGCUCGUCGUGAUGGUGUAUCUGAGCUCCCAGAGUCACUCUGGAUUGAGUGGGAAGAAUGGGGUGAUGUCGCUCUGACAAACUACAUCAAGCAGCGUGUGUACAAUCCCACUUCCUUUUCGGAAGCCAAGGGGCGAUUGUAA